AUGCUUCAUUUGCUCGGCAGCGGGCAAGAAGGAGUCCAGGCACCAGGCCGGCAGCAAAAGCUGCCCGGCCGCGUUCAGCGGGGUCGGUCAACGCAGAAAGACAUGCGGUUGAUCCAGCUCAACCUGAACCACUGCAGGGCCGCACAGGACCUCCUGAAACAGACGGUGCGUGAGCGGGGAUCGGAGGUGGCAAUCCUCAGCGAGCCCUAUAGGGUUCCCAGCUGCAGCGACUGGGCCACAGAUCGCUCGGGCAGAGCUACGUUGUGGACAUGCGGAGUGGAGACGCCCCAGAGCUGCGACAUAAAGUCGGCCGAUGGGUUCGUCCGAGGCAAAGUAGGCGGUAAGUGGGUCUAUAGCUGCUACCUGGCGCCUAGCCUCCCGCUGGAGACCUUCAGCCGAAUCAUCGACGAGCUGAUCGGAGACCUGCGAGGACGAAGCGACGUCGUAGUCGGGGGCGACUUCAAUGCCUGGGCCCAGGAGUGGGGGUCCUCCCUUACCAACGCUAGAGGACGCACGGUGCUGGAGGCCUACCUUGGACAUGUCAUUGACCUCACAUACGCCAGCAGCGCGUUGGCCAGAAACUCUAGUUGGAGAAUCAGCGACGCCUACACCGCUAGCGACCACGAGGCCAUCGAGUGCGUGUUUGUCGGACCGGAUCGGGUAAGAGCAGCUCCUACUCAGCAAAGGAAGGCGUAUCGGAAGGUCACGUUGAGGACACAGGCCUUUGCAAGCGCCCUCCGGACCUACACGGCAUCAGAGUCUGACGGAGCCAACGAGUGGGCGACCCAGCUGGGGGAGGCAGUGGAAGCGGCCUGCGACCUGAGCAUGCUCCAGCGAAGUGCGUUUGGGAAGCACCAUGCCCCAGUCUUCUGGUGGAACGAGUCUUCUGCCACACCGCGAGAAGACAGCUCCAACGAGCCAGGGGAACUCCGCGACUAG
Drosophila obscura is the source of this 939-nucleotide messenger RNA. RefSeq lists its product as uncharacterized. The transcript has 2 exons. The coding region runs from base 1 to 939 and encodes 312 amino acids. The record is from RefSeq and is a predicted model, not a curated record. Lineage: Eukaryota; Metazoa; Arthropoda; Insecta; Diptera; Drosophilidae. Gene Ontology annotation, molecular function: catalytic activity.